Molecule: messenger RNA, 3096 nt
Organism: Zonotrichia albicollis (white-throated sparrow)
Lineage: Eukaryota; Metazoa; Chordata; Aves; Passeriformes; Passerellidae
Gene: MEOX2
Product: mesenchyme homeobox 2
Biological process (GO): somite development; positive regulation of transcription by RNA polymerase II
Cellular component (GO): nucleus
Molecular function (GO): RNA polymerase II cis-regulatory region sequence-specific DNA binding; DNA-binding transcription factor activity, RNA polymerase II-specific
Source: RefSeq, a predicted model, not a curated record
AUGUGGUCAGUGCUGUGCUGCUGAGCCAGCCCCCAGCUCACAUUACACACUACUGUAUUUAUAACCUCUCGAAGCUGUUUCCCCCUUCAAGCAGUUCUCUGGGACCACCUUCUAUUGGCUUCAACCUCUCCCACUUCUUGACAUCUGAGCAGCUCUGAGAACGGCUCAUCUAGGUCCGAGUGUUUAUGCAGCGGAGACUGGCCACUAGGGCUAAAGACCUGGAUUAUCUGAGCUCAGCUGCCUGCUGCAGAGUCUGUCGGUGCCGUUUUGGAAAAAAAAAUCCCAGCCCCGAUCUGUUUACAGUGAAAGUUGACAAAGGGUGGUGAAGUUGGAUCUUUUCUAAACUCUCCUGCCUGGAACCUGAGACUUGCAUGCCAUGGAUCACACACUCUUUGGCUGCCUGCGCAGCCCCCAUGCCACUGCGCAGAGCUUGCACCCUUUCUCCCAGUCUUCUCUUGCCCUGCAUGGAAGAUCUGACCACAUGUCCUACCCUGAUCUGUCUUCUUCUUCUUCCUCUUGCAUAAUAGCGGGAUACCCCAAUGAGGAGGGCAUGUUUGCCAGCCAACAUCAUAGGGGGCACCAUCACCAUCACCACCACCACCAUCACCACCACCAGCAACAGCAGCACCAAGCUUUGCAGACGAACUGGCACAUUCCUCAGAUGUCGUCUCCUCCCGCCGCGGCCAGGCACAGCCUCUGCCUUCAGCCUGACUCAGGAGGACCCCCGGAGCUGGGCAGCAGCCCCCCUGUCCUGUGCUCGAACUCUUCCAGCCUGGGCACCAACACCCCCACGGGGGCAGCGUGCGCGCCAGGGGACUAUGGCAGGCAGGCUCUGUCCCCGGUGGAAACAGAGAAGAGGUCCGGCAAAAGGAAAAGCGACAGCUCAGAUUCCCAAGAAGGCAACUACAAGACAGAGGUCAACAGUAAACCCAGGAAGGAAAGGACAGCUUUCACCAAGGAGCAAAUCAGAGAGCUAGAAGCAGAAUUUGCUCAUCAUAACUAUUUGACCAGGCUGAGAAGAUAUGAGAUAGCAGUAAAUCUUGACCUCACUGAAAGACAGGUAAAAGUUUGGUUCCAGAACAGACGGAUGAAGUGGAAGCGCGUAAAAGGGGGCCAGCAAGGGGCAGCAGCCCGGGAGAAGGAACUGGUGAAUGUGAAAAAGGGCACGCUGCUCCCCUCCGAGCUCUCCGGCAUCGGCGCCGCCGGGCUCCAGCACACGGGGGACUCUCUAGCCAACGACGACAGCCACGACAGCGACCACAGCUCCGAGCACGCACACUUAUGAUGCACACAGAGUGCCCCAGCUCCGUUCUCAGGAAAGAUGCUUUGCUGGCAAGCCUUACACAGGCAUCGUUUACUUAUGCAAGUGACUCUGGCAGUGAUCUUUAAAGUUGUUAUGGAAAAUUCAGGCUUAUUGUGUCUGCUUUUCUCGAUUCUUUGAUGGUUUACAGUAAGUGCCAUGUCUUAAAGGUGCCUCAAGAGUGGAGAAGUGGAAGACAAACUUACUUUGAACAUUCCAGAUUUGUUUGUCGUUUUUAUGACAGCGGGCAGGUAUUUUUGCUUAAGCUUGCACUGAAAAUUACAUUGCUCUCAAAGACGUUAUAUCCUGAAAACCACAGUGCCACAAAAUCACUAUCUAGUGGAUAAGAAUUGUAUUUUAACUCUGUAUAUAUUUACCUUACAGCAUUUUUCUGUCUUCACUAAUUUUUAGCAAUGCAUUCAUAUUAGUUGAUGGCAAUAGUCACUCAUGACAAUAAAUGGCUUUUUGUCUCUAUAUCUUUGUUUUGUUUUACCAAAGACAUACAAUAAAUGCAGAUACUUUUGUUCAAGUAGAGAACAAUACAAUAGUGUCUGCUAGGACACAUCCUUGUAUGACAGACAAAACAAACCUUAUGUUGCAUUUACUAUCAACUGCUGCUAAUAGGGUAUUAUUAAAUUUACCUAGCUCCUCAAUUCUUCCUAUCUUAUAACUGCAAAAAGUGAUUUUAACAAUCAUAAGGAUAGUCCAGUAACCUGCCAAAAAUGUCAUGUUCCACUCAUGCUCAGUGGAAACUUUUCAAAGGAUUAGUCGUCUCUACUUUGUCAUAAUUGAGUACAUUGAUAAAUGCUGAAACUCUGCAGAAAUGUUGUUGCUUCAUGUUCACUUUGAAAAAACAGCAGCUAAACUGAAAGCUAUUAUCAACUGCUUAUGUUGGCAGAAAUCAAAAUAUGAAGGUAACUCUGUAUUGUGUGCCAUGUGUAAAAUCAAGACAUAAUUUCUGUUAUAAGCUUUUGUGUACAUACAGGCAAAUACCAAACCCCAAAAUUUAAUGCAAACCAUUGAUUGUACUUUGUAAAGAAAUAUGUUUAAUAAAUAAUCCUUUUUAAAUAACUCUGGUCUCUCUAUAGUGAUUACAUAGGACUCUAAAAGUGAUUUUUGCCUAAGCAGCUCUGUCUCUUUUUGUGUCUUUUGGAACUUCGUCUGGGGACAACACAAAGCUGUUUUCAAACUUAGGCUUUUAAUCUUGGACAAACCUUCUACCUUGAUCCAUUUGGGAAACUCUUUCCUUUAGCAGGAAAAAUUUAACUAGCAGCGAAUGAUGUCUUCAGCCAAAACCAACAAGACUUUGUUCCAUCAUUUUUCCAUAUUUAAAGCAAAUGUAAAGGGUUAUUUUGUAGAACUUGUUGAAAUGGAUGAAAGGGAAUAAAUUUAAGGAAGGGAUGCAUACUUAUAUUAAUCAUGCCUUUGUUUAAUAAAGUUGUUUAAUAUAAAAACUCAAAGCAUCUCCUCAAAAAUUCAGAGAUUAAUUGGACUGGGUAGUGUGAUAGAAGGAAGUGGGUGAAAAAAAGAGAGAGCAAGAAAUAUGCACAUCCUAGCAGGUACUUGUGAGCAUUCGCUGAAACUCUGCUAUGUGGAGCAGUAGGGCAUCAUGAAAAUUAAAUGCAAUCAAGAAAUCUGUGUCUAUUUUCCAAUUCCUUUCCACUGCAAGUUUGAUCUUUCUUGCACAUUAAUUCUUGCCUUGACCAUUUUAGUUUAAAAUAUCCAAUCAAUGGGUAAUUCAUUUUUUAAAAGACUUCAGAACAUUUUAUUGAUUGCAGCUUAAGGGGCUUUGCAUU